AUGGUGUACCAGGAACUGGAGGUGAAGCUGGGAUUAAUGGCUUCCCCUCCCCUGCUUCAGCUCCUGGUGUUGAAGGGGUUCGAGGUUAUUCGAAGGGCUUGUGGUGUCCCCUGCCGCUCCACGGUGUUCCAGGAGCUCGAGGCGAUCGUGGCGCGCGUGAUGCCCCACCCCCACCCCCGCGCUGAAGAUAUUCCAAGUGUUCACGUGAUCCUGGAGUUAGUAGUGCUGCUAGGCCUCGUGGCUUUGCAGGAAGUGAUCAUGGGACCCCCCCCACCCCCACCGGGCUCAUGGAAUUAUAUUAUUAUUACUAUUGAAGACAGUGACACUGAUGAUGAUGAUGAUGAUGAUGAUGACGUUGUGUUAAUAGAAGAUUCUGAAGCAGAGAAUACUGACAAUAGCAUUUCCAAUGAUGACAUGCUGGCCAUAGAAUCAGAUUUUCAAGAUGAACAUGAUAACUCUCCUCAACCAACACAAAUAUAUGGAGCUACAGGUUUACCAUUGCUGGAUGAUCAAAUAGUUUCUCAGAUGAACCAUCCAGAAAAUUUAAAAAGAUUCAGCCCCUCCUCUGAAGAAGUGGAUUUUAUCCCAUCUUAUAAAAGAGGACGAUCAUCUAGUCCAACGGAGAAUAAUAUGUUAAAAAAUGUUCUUCCUGUACAAGUGCCAGGAACAGCAGAAAGCAACCUAGAAAACAACCCCAGGGCAACGAACUGUCCACAUGUACCAGGAAAUGAGAGUGACCAAUGUCCUUCCUCUGCACCUGUCAGCCCUCCACCCAAUUUUGUGGUUGAAAAAUUCAUACUUAUAGAAGUACCUGGAAACACAGAAAACAGCCAAGGAACCAACUCUCAACCAAUGUAUUACCCAGCUUUGUUAGGAAAUAUGAGUGGACCAAAUACUGAUACUUCAUCUCACACUGUUCGAUCCAAUUUUGCACUUGAAAAAGUUCUACUUAUAGAAACGCCAGAAGGAGCAGAAGCCAGCCCAGAAAACAACCCUCAGACAAUGCAUUACCCAGAUGCGCUUGGGGAUGGCAGUGGCCCGGGCACUACCUCGUCGUCUCACUCUUCUCCUCCCAAUUCUGGUUUCUGUGUGAACAUCAGCCUCCAUUUCUCUGGGAUAAUGCCCAAGCGCACAGAAACUGGGGCCUAUGGUGAUGAAUCCAGAACAGAAGUGAAUUCUGAGACAACGGCAGAGGAAGUUAACAGUGACCAAGAUGCUGAUUCACAGUCUUCCUUCUUCAAUCCCAAUAUGGUUUGUCUUGGAGAUCCAAGAAGAAAUGUCAGGAUCCUUAAUACUUAUCUGCUGAUGGCACAAAGGAAGAGCAAGCCUAAGCUGGCAGCCUGCUAUUUGGUUCGCAUUCUGUUCUCCAGGGAAGUCCUGAUGUGCAGCUCAGUCAGUGGCCAUCACCAUGGUAACCCACCCCUAGACCCAAACAAAAUCGCUGCAAUUAGAGAAUAUCUGACAACAGUUUUUCCCAACCAUGAUUUGCGUGAAUGUGGAAAAGACUGGAAAGCCUGUAUUGCUGAUAUCAAUGCUCUCAUUCGCUGUUUAAGUUCUGACUCCAAAAAAAUACUAGUGAAAACCAGUGAGGACAAUAAAGACUCUCCCAAACCAAAGUGUUCAGGUUUCAAUGAUAAAAGAGAUAGUGGGGCAGGCUGUUCUCAUUGGUGUCAGCGAGCAGCUGCCUCGGGAAUACGAGACAAUGGGAAUUUUCAGCCACACUGCAGUGCUUUACCUGAAGGAAUUGAGGGACCUUCCACUGAGAAUUCAGCUGACACUUUUGAAGCACUGGAUUAUUUUGGAGCUAGAUACAGAAAUAUUCUGUUGCCAUGUUCAGUCAUGAAAAUAGCGAAAGGGAAACCUCGCCCAGAGCUGUCAGCCAGAUACCUUAUUCGCAAGCUGUUCUCAGAGGAUGUCCUGAUAAGAAGUAACGUCUAUGGCAACCCAGAGCUUGGCAUGUGUGCCCUUAACUACAACAGGAUCAGCGCUCUCCGAGAAUUUCUGCAAGCUGCCUACCCAACUUGUGAUCUCUCAGAAGGUGGAUAUGAUUGGAAGCUGUGUGUAACAGCUAUCAAUAGCUGCAUCCGUAGCCUUAGAUAUGACCACAGAAGAUCCAUGUCCAAAUCACAGCCAACUGCAGCAGCGGCCACUUCAACAGAGCCCAAGCCAAGGGAUGAUGACUCCAGUGACAGAAGCACUUAA
Molecule: messenger RNA, 2202 nt
Organism: Condylura cristata (star-nosed mole)
Lineage: Eukaryota; Metazoa; Chordata; Mammalia; Eulipotyphla; Talpidae
Gene: BEND2
Product: BEN domain containing 2
Exons: 13
Coding region: 1-2202 (733 amino acids)
Molecular function (GO): DNA binding
Source: RefSeq, a predicted model, not a curated record